Messenger RNA from Vitrella brassicaformis, 1353 nucleotides. NCBI's taxonomy places the organism in Eukaryota, Vitrellaceae. The record is from the annotation of a GenBank genome assembly.
CGGGCUGGCUGGUAGGCGCGAAAGAACAGGAAAAGUGAAGAAAGAAGCUUCCUCCUAGGUUGAUCACCCGAGGCGGCUUCUCUCGAGGGUGCCCGCAGCCUAUAACUCUAGCUAUCUACAGCGUGCGAGGGGAGGCUCUCUCGGCGUGAUGAGGUUGAAGGCCGUCGAUUUGGACAGCAAGUACUGCUGUAGGCUGCCCCAGGAGGUCAGACGAUGACAACUGGGCAAUGCAGAAGACACCAGGGAAGAAAAGACGCCGCAUUUCGUGUGUGUUGUGUUGGGUCAUUCAGGUGGUGCAGAGGAUCCUGGCGUUUCUUCAUUUCAGGGUGCUCGCCCCUCUGGCACCGUGCGCCAAAGUGUACCGUGAUGCAUUCAAGGAAUCCCUGCCAUGGCGUAAGGGACGCCACAUGCACACGGGGGAAGAACAAAAAAGGCCUGCACACACCGAGUCUCUUUCUGUCUGUCUGUCUGUCUGGUCCUUCAGGUGUGACGGAUGGCCUUCUGAACACGCUGUCCAUUCCCCCACCCCCGUUGCGACUUCGCCAUGUGCGAGCGUCGAGGGGGCAGCCGCUCGAUGCCGUUCAUGGACCUAGCGGCACCAUUGGUAGGUGAGCGAGGGAGCGCUGCAAAAGCCACAUGCAUUCACAAGUGUUGUGUGGUGUGUUGUGUGACUGCUGCAGUGGUGCACCAGCGCGUUCAUCGGAAGCUCAACCAGCUCAAGAUGGGCAUGGAGGACAUCCUGAGUGUGAUGCGCGGACACAAGUGCCACAUGUCCCACAAGCCCCCGUCCACCCUCGUCCGCCACGACACCAUCAAGAUUUUCACACCAAAGUGAGCGAGCCAGCACCGAGCCCUUUUCUCACUACUUCUCAACAUCCGUCUGUCUGUCUGUCUGUCUGUCUGUGUGCUGGGCGGGUGGGUAGCUUUGUGCUGGUGGCCAUUCCCGGCCGUCUCGGCCCCAACAACGAGAUGCACAUGCAUGUGCGACCGUCCCUAUAUUCGGUAUACAACACGCGAUACCUGCAGGAGGCGGGUGGUGAGCUGCCACCCCGCCUCAACGUGCACCUGGCCAAGGCCAUGCGCGACCACGUCGAGUUCGACAACCCCUACGUGCAUCUGACGGACGAGCGCAACUUUGUUAUUGCCGCCUCGUCGUCGUCGGGUCGGCGGCAGUGAGUGUGGUGCAGUGCAGUGCAGUGCAGUGCAGUGUAGCUUUCAUGUGGGCGCGGUGAGGGGGCUGUGUCGAUAGGAUUCAUGCAGUGUGUUGACGUGACAAUAUUUCCACAUGAAUGCGUGUGUGAUGGCUGUCGAGACUGUCUGUGGCAGCGAAAUCAAGCAUUAGUGUCUCUCGAA